Dunckerocampus dactyliophorus (ringed pipefish) is the source of this 876-nucleotide messenger RNA. RefSeq lists its product as uncharacterized. The coding region runs from base 94 to 876 and encodes 260 amino acids. The record is from RefSeq and is a predicted model, not a curated record. NCBI's taxonomy places the organism in Eukaryota, Metazoa, Chordata, Actinopteri, Syngnathiformes, Syngnathidae. The transcript is spliced from 5 exons.
GAGACCGACAUCUCCGUUCUUCACGACCGAUCAUCCAACCAUCCUUCCAUCUUCCAGCCCGUUUGGUUCUGAGACGACUCUUCAGCGGACAAGAUGAGAAUGAUCCUUCUGCUGGUGCAGCUGGCCACCUGCUGUGCCAUGGGCUCAGCUAUCAAGUGCUAUCAAUGUAACCUUGGAGCGUCCUACUUCACCCGCUGGGACUGGAGUACUAAAUGUACCCUCACCAAAUGUGCAGAAGGAGAUCAGUGCUUCAUCACCAAAGAUCAGAGUGCAGACAAGGUCUCCUAUAAGAUGGAAUGCAAUCCUGAUUGUAAAGAUGAUGAUAACACUAAGUGCUGUGACUCUGAUGGAUGCAACAACUGGCUGGACGUGGCUGAUGAUGCAACCCAACAGGCUGCUGUCAGCACAGCAUGCACCAAGGCCAACAAUGAUGUCAAACAGUGCCUGGAUGCCAUCAAGACCAAGACUCCCAGAUGCUAUUCAUGCUCAGGUCCCCUUGGAGCGUCCUACUUCACCAGCUGGGACUGGAGUGCUCAAUGUACCCUCACCCCAUGUGCAGCAGGAGAUCAGUGCUCCAUCACUAAAGUGUCAGGCGCCUACCAGGUGGGCUGCAAGGCUGGUUGUAAAGAUGAUGCUAACACUAAGUGCUGUAACACUGAUGGAUGCAACAAGUGGCUGGACGUGGGCGAGGAUGCUGAUGCAUGGAAGAAGGUGGAGGCCAUCAAGGCAGCUUGCAGCCCCUCCAGCAACGACCCCAAAGACUGCCUGAAAGCCAUCGACCCAAACCUCAUCAGUGGUGGGGGGGGGCUGGCUGGUGCUUUGGGCCUGCCUUUGGUCUUGGCCAUCAGCGUGAUUGUGUUGGUGGUACUGGGCUAA